CCAAGGUUCAUGAGCGCACUGAGGAUAUGGACUUUCUCCUGCUGGUUUUGAGAAAACUCCUUCAUUCCAACUCUUGUUAUGUCAAGAUCAUCCUCAUGUCAGCCACCAUUAACUGCAAACAGUUUUCGGACUACUUUGGCUCCCCAAUUCGUGGCAAAAUGAACCCGGCCUUCGUGUUUGAGGUGGAGGGGGCACCAUACGUCAUUGAGGAGUUUUAUCGGGAUGACCUUGAACGACUGUUUCAAUACAGGGUAAAUGAGUCGACAAAUCUGGAUGACCCUUACAUUUCAGUGGAGAUGUACAAUCUUGCCAUCAGUCUCAUCCAGAGCUUUGAUGAGUUGGAGGGCAAAGGUUCCAGAACAGCAGAGAACAAAGGGAAGAUGACUUCCUCAGAGCGGGGCAGUGUGUUGGUGUUUCUCCCUGGUUUAGGUGAGAUAAGCUACAUGCAGGAGGCCUUGGCCAAGCUGGUCCACAAAAG
Molecule: messenger RNA, 478 nt
Organism: Notothenia coriiceps (black rockcod)
Lineage: Eukaryota; Metazoa; Chordata; Actinopteri; Perciformes; Nototheniidae
Product: putative ATP-dependent RNA helicase TDRD9
Exons: 4
Cellular component (GO): intracellular anatomical structure
Molecular function (GO): helicase activity; RNA binding
Source: RefSeq, a predicted model, not a curated record